AUGACCAACGCAAUGCAAAGGCGAUUUUCCGGAAUUCCAGAAAAAGGGGGUCGCAGAAUCAUCAUAGCUGUAGAUGGUUCUGCUAAUGCAAAAUAUGCUUUCCGAUGGUAUCUUAAACAUUCCAGAAUGCCAGAUGAUGGAGUGACAUUUCUGCACAUUUUUGAAGCCCCCUCAUUGACCGCAUUCAGUUUAAACAGUCUCGGAUCCGUGCCUGUAGAGGAAUGGAACAAGAAACUUCGCGAAAAGGUGGAUAAAGUGAGACAACUUGAGGAGGACUACACUGCAGAAGGUCAAGCAGCGGCCUUGAAUUGUGCUUUCCUCAGUAAACCUGCCGAAAAGAUAGGCGAAGGUAUCAUCCGCGCAGCUCAGGAUAUGCACGCGAAUUUGAUUAUCAUGGGAACUCGUGGCCUUGGGGCAGUUUCUCGUGCUCUUCUUGGCAGCGUGAGUGAUUUUGUCAUCCAUCAGGGCGUUGUACCUGUUACUGUGGUACCUAAUAGCAAUCCCAACUAA
Messenger RNA from Rodentolepis nana, 510 nucleotides. Lineage: Eukaryota; Metazoa; Platyhelminthes; Cestoda; Cyclophyllidea; Hymenolepididae. The record is from the annotation of a GenBank genome assembly.